AUGUUUGAACGAGCGAAGGUACGCAUCUGGAAUUAUGAGGCUCUGAAAUUCGAGACAUCAAGUUUGGUUGAUGAAGGUGUCAACUUUGAGGCCGAACAUAAGGCUGCGAGAGAAUUGGAGGAGCAAAGAGAAGCGCGGACAGAUCCCGCACUGAAAAAACGUGGCCUUCAAGAGGGUGUGGAAAAGUUGACUAGCGUGCUGGAGCGUGCCCACCUCGAGGCGAAGCGACGCGAGUCACGAUUUCGUCGACUCAGUGACGCUACCCACACCAACACCGCUGUAGACGUUGACUCCGAAUCGCUUAUCACCUCUUUGGAGCACAGAGCACUGCAAGAGUUUCUUCAUUUCAUUCGCCGCCAUCUGAAAUGUGGCGAGGAACAGUCCAUGAGGAAAUUAUUAGUCUACACCAAAGACGACAUUGUAAAGCGUGAGGAGGAACUAAAAUUGGUCAAAUCGGAAUUGAGAGACUUGGAGAUUCAAGUUAAGGCGCAUCGGGAGAAGCUGGCUUCACUUUCCCUGAUGAAGGAUGAAAAGGCCACCCUUGCUGGUGCUAUUCCUAACUCAGAGUUGACAAUUAAAAAACUUCAAAGUGAGCAAAAUAAUUUUCGUCAGUGGAUCUCGAAACUGGUUGAUCAGCUAAAGCUCAAAAAUGUGGAAAGUGAGAGCGAAUAUCCCCUACUUAUGGACGCAAUCGCAGUUCGUGUGAAGGCUCUGGUCUCCAAUGAGAGCGAAAAGAUUGUCACCCAACGGUCACGCCUCGCACAACUUCAACAGCAAAAUCGUGAAUUACGCGAACGCAAUGACGACCUGGAGGUCCAGCUAACUCUGCUUCGCCGUCGUCUUGCCGACUUGGAGGGUGGGGAGGCGGAGGCCCGGAAACACCUUGCCUCUGCGGCUGCGACGGAUCGCGAGCACAAGCGACUCACCAAACAGUUGGAGCGGACGAGAACGGAGGUCUACACAUUGCAGGCGGAAAAUGCUCGACUGAAAAAUGAGGCGAUUAGUGACAGCCAGAGUGCGUUGGCAGCUGUGGGUACGAAUGCCCUCCUCCAUGCCGCCGAGUCCCGAGUUAAAGAGCUUCAAGUACAGUGUAAGCAAUUGGAGAAUGAAGCGCAGAGUCUGCGACGCGAUAAACUCCAAAUGGAAACAGCCUCAAAUCUGACUAUUCGAAACAUGCAACAGCAAAUCGCCAGUCUGGAAGGCGAACUGGACAGUGUUCGGCGUUCGGAAGACCAGCUGCUAGAGUUCCGGAGUGUGGUGGCUCGACUACUCAAUCUCAAGUGCGAUUAUUUAUGCGUGCCGGAUUUUGAGAUCGUGCAUCGUCUGGAGCAGGUUGUGUUGGCGUUGGACUCUCCAGGCAUUCAGGAACUCCAUAAGAGUACUCUGUUGGAAUAA
Messenger RNA from Echinococcus granulosus, 1395 nucleotides. Its product is annotated as Coiled-coil domain-containing protein C6orf97. The transcript has 9 exons. Lineage: Eukaryota; Metazoa; Platyhelminthes; Cestoda; Cyclophyllidea; Taeniidae. Bases 1 to 1395 code for a protein of 464 amino acids. The record is from RefSeq and is a predicted model, not a curated record.